AUGUAUAUCUUCAGCCGAUACUCGGGCCCUCAUCCAUUUGGGUCUGCCUCCAAGAAGCUGGAUAGUACUUCUUCGUUUGCCGGCACCUCUGCUCGCUCGGACGAAGAAGUAGUUCUCCUAGAUUCCAGCAUGCCCAAGAGGCGCGCAGGCAAGAAGAAAUUCAAGGAGACGAGGCAACCAUUUUAUCGCGGCAUUAGGAGGAGGAAAAAGAACAAGUGGGUCUCUGAAAUGCCCAAACCCAAUGAGAAGAAGAGGAUAUGGCUUGGGACGUACCCGAGUGCAGAGAUGGCGGCGCGGGCACAUGACGUGGCGGCUUUGGCACUUAGGGGAACCUCUACGUGUCUUAACUUGGCCGACUCGGCGUGGAGUGUGCACCGACCGGCUUCGACGGACCUGGGUGAGAUAAGAAGGCGUGGACUGGCCAGAUGA
This is a messenger RNA of Alnus glutinosa, 429 nucleotides long. RefSeq names its product dehydration-responsive element-binding protein 1D-like. The transcript has a single exon. The record is from RefSeq and is a predicted model, not a curated record. Bases 1 to 429 code for a protein of 142 amino acids. Gene Ontology annotation, molecular function: DNA binding; DNA-binding transcription factor activity. Lineage: Eukaryota; Viridiplantae; Streptophyta; Magnoliopsida; Fagales; Betulaceae. Gene Ontology annotation, biological process: regulation of DNA-templated transcription.